ACACAACCACCGACACACAUAGGAUAUAUACACACGCGCGCACGUUGCUCUCACAUAGACACAAACAGUAAGAGAGAGAGAUUUCGGAACGAAGAACUUCGUGUGUAUUAUUAGCAGCAUGGUCGCAAAACGUGACGGAUUUUGGAUAUUACUCUACUUUAUUUUAUUUCUUUCUGGAAUAUUUGGACAGAAUAUCAGUCCAGGAGUUGAGUCUACUCCUGCGGCACCACGUGGAGAGAAAUACACUUCCGAAGAAGAGAGUAAGAAUCCCUGUACAAAACACGAAACUUGUGGUCAAUGUAUUUCAUCAAGUGUCAACUGCACGUGGUGUACUCUUAACUUGAAUAUAAAAUUAUGCAACACCCGUGAAGCCCACAUUGCAAAUGGCUGUGAUCAACAUAUUGUCGAUCCAGUUUCAGAAAUUACCAUUGCUAAGAAUCGACCCACAGCAGAUGGACAAAAUGCGAUCCAAAUUCAGCCACAGAAGAUCAAGUUACGAGUACGACCUCAUGAAACCGUGGAGAUACCAUUCCAGUUCUACUUUGCCAAAGACAGUCCAGUGGACCUCUACUUCCUCAUGGAUCUAUCCUAUACCAUGGCGAAAUACAUCAACCAGCUGGCCAAGGUCUCACUUGCACUCGUGAAUGACAUUCAAAAACUGACGGGCAAGCUGAAUGUUGGCAUCGGAUCCUUCAUAGACAAAGUGCUCCUACCUUACACAGACACAAGUGAAGAUGCUCGUAUCAAAAAUCCUUGCUUCUCUCAAAAAUUAAAAUGUGAAAGUCCAUAUAACUUCAAACAAGUUGUGAAGUUGACAAGCCAGUUUCAAGCUUUCAGUGACAAAGUCAGCCAGCUGCAGAAUUUGUCUUCUGCCAAUCUGGACAACCCUGAAGCAGGAUUAGAAGCCAUGAUGCAGACUAUUGUCUGUGGAGACAAAAUAGGAUGGCGAAACAACUCCCGUAAACUGAUUAUUUAUUGUUCUGAUGCUUCAUUUCAUUAUGCUGGUGAUGGUAAGCUUGGUGGUCUUGUCUUACCCAACGAUGGCAAGUGCCAUUUAAAUAAUAACAAAUACACCAAAGCAGAAUCUCAGGAUUAUCCCUCAGUCGGACAUCUUGCUGAGGUGAUUGAACAGAAUAAAGUGACCGUCAUCUUUGCUGUGGCCGGCAAGAACCAGUUGAAUCUCUACAAAAAACUGCAAGGCAGCCUGUCUGGUGCCUAUGUUAGCAAGUUGGACAGUAAGGAUUACACAAUUGCUGAUAUUGUCAAAGACAACUAUGCUAACAUAACCUCAGGAGUUAAAAUUGUUUCACCAAACAAGAAUCUGAAUUUUACGAUUAUGUCAAAAUGUAAAGGAACCAAAUGGAUAGCUUCAGAUUCCUGUGAUGGCAUUAAACCAGCACAAACGGUUGACUUCAAAGUGGUGUUAACUGCACCAGACUGCAGCAGUGCACGGCACCAAAGCAUCAAGAUCAACCCUGUUGGACUGCAUGAUACAUUGACUAUAGAUAUGGAACUCAUCUGUGAAUGUGACUGUGAGAAAUAUCCGGAGACAAAAAGUCCACUCUGUAGUUCUGCUGGCAAUUUGACCUGCGGUCAGUGUUCUUGUGAGCCAAACCGAAGUGGUCAGAACUGUUCUUGCUCCAUUCAAGACUUUGAAAAUGAUCUCAUUAACAGAUGUCGUCCAGACAACAACAGUGCACUGUGCAGCCAGCGGGGUGAGUGCAACUGCGGAAGCUGCAUAUGUCAAGAGAUGCCAUCCAACCCGAACUACCACUACAGUGGUCGCUUCUGCGAGUGUGACGACUACUCCUGCCCAAACUACAACAACUUGUUGUGUGGAGGUCCCUCUCAUGGCUCUUGUAAAUGUGGAGUCUGUGAGUGCAAACCUGAAUACACUGGAAUGAAUUGUGGAUGUGUGAAAAGUACUGCAACAUGUUUGAGUAAAAACAAAAAAAUCUGCAAUGGCCACGGCACCUGUAAAUGUGGUGUCUGCAAGUGUGAAGAGAACUCUAACUACACAGGCAAACUGUGUGAAGAUUGUCCAGCUUGUCUCAGCAAGUGCAGUAUCUACAAGGAAUGCGUCAAGUGUGUACUUAACAAUAAUGGUGUUAACUCAACAGACUGUUUCAAGAUCUGUGAUUACAAACUGGUUACAAUGGUGGACACAUUGGAUGCCGCCAAUAAUGACACAAAAAAGAAGUGUACAGUGGAGUUAGACGAAUGUUACGUCCAUUAUUUAAUCAUCUCGGAUUACGAUACAGAUAGGAUUGAUGUUAAGAAGAAACAAGAUUGUACCGAACUGAUCAACAUUACGUGGCUAGUUGUUGGAAUUAUCGGUGGAAUUCUCUUCAUAGGCCUUCUGGUGUUGAUCAUCUGGAAAGGUUUCACGACCUAUUACGAUAGAAGAGAAAUGGCCCGAUUUGAAAGUGAACAGAAAAAGGCCCAGUGGCAUCCACAAGGCAAUCCUAUAUAUCACCCAGCAUCAACGACAUUUGAGAAUCCUGUCUGGGGGCGCGAGAAAUAAGAACAAGGAUGGCCUGGAGGCACACACAAGGCAACACUGCAUCAUUCUCACGAGAGAAUCACAAAGAAAAAAUAUCCAAAAACAACAAAAAGAAGAGAAAAAAAUAAUAUCGCUCUAUGGUUCAUCCCAUUAUCAAUAUCAAUGUUGUUAUAAUUAUUUAUAUUGUCGGAAAGAAAAAUACAAAA
Octopus sinensis (East Asian common octopus) is the source of this 2709-nucleotide messenger RNA. Its product is annotated as integrin beta-1-like. NCBI's taxonomy places the organism in Eukaryota, Metazoa, Mollusca, Cephalopoda, Octopoda, Octopodidae. Gene Ontology annotation, cellular component: cell surface; integrin complex; focal adhesion. The record is from RefSeq and is a predicted model, not a curated record. The transcript is spliced from 24 exons. Bases 119 to 2524 code for a protein of 801 amino acids. Gene Ontology annotation, molecular function: integrin binding. Gene Ontology annotation, biological process: cell adhesion mediated by integrin; cell-matrix adhesion; cell migration.